UAGCAACGGUCUUAAGGGGCUGUUGAGCCGCCUGGACCCGCCGGUUUUGAAAUGGAGUCGGAAGUGUUGGAUGCAAGCAACCCCUUUAUAGUAGAAGGCGACCACCUGAUUCUAGACCAAGACCCAUAUGAGACCGACAUCUAUGACGUCCCGGACCCGGGGUUCCUCAAGGAAGAGAGGGAGUCGUCAUUUUCGGAGCGGGCCCCACAGCUUAUUACCAACAACUCGCGGUGGCAGAACAUGGCUCUGAGUGCCCGUGCCCGCCAGCUGUGGCUGCUCCUGCGUACAGGCCUCCAGACCUUUGUGGAAAAGGAAAAGCGAGCUGAGCUGCAUGUGGCGCGCUUGACGCACGGGCUGGAACCCCUGCGGCACCUGGAGGUGGCAGCCGGGCUGUGUUCGGUGGCACAGGACCCCGUGGGCAGACGCUUCGUGGUGCUGGACGGUGCAGGCCGCCUGCACCUGCACAGAGAGGAUGGCUGGGCACAAGAGAAGCUGCUGGCUCCAGUUGCACUUACAGGGCUAGUGGCGGUGCUGGGCCCUCUGGGCACUGUGGGCCGCUUUGUGGGCUGGGGCCCAGUGGGGCUGGCCAUACUAAAGUCCGACCUUAGCCUACUGUGGCUGAGUAAGCCAGGGAAGCACGGGGUGCCAGGCCGUGAGCCCAUCUGCUGCCUGCCGGUGCCAGAUCCUGGGCUGCUGGUGGUGGCGGAGGCAGGCGGAAGCCUGGUGCUCUGGAAGUUCCGUGCAGGGGGCCGCUGCCUGGUUCCCCACGGGUUACCUCUUCAGCUACCGCCAAGCAUCUCGGGUGCGCUUGCCCGUCUGGCUCUGGGGCCUCGGCCUCCCCAUCAUGACCCAUGCUGCUUCGCAGCCUAUGGCUCAGCCGUGCUCACCUUUGAUCUGCAAACCUGGGCUCUCAUAGAUGUGCGUCGGAAUCUGCACAAAACCACCAUCUUCGACCUGGCGUACUGUAAAGAGGUAGAGGCUAUGGUGACAGCUUCCCGGGACAGCACGGUGAAAGUGUGGGAGGCUGACUGGCAGAUCCGGAUGGUGUUCGUGGGACACAGAGGCCCGGUGACCGCGGUGGCCGUGCUCCCGAACACAGCCCUGGUGUUGUCGGCUUCACAGGACGGGACGCUGCGCACGUGGGACCUGCAGGCAGCGGCGCAGGUGGGUGAGGUGGCGCUCACUUGCUGGGGCCGCGGCGUGCCAUCGGAGAGUGUGAGCCGUCUGCUGGCCCCCGCAGGCCCGGGCUGGCCCUUGCUCUCCUUGGGGGCCCGCAGUGUGGGGCUGUGGUGUGCGCGGGAGCUCUACUCGCCGUUGGCGCAGCUGUCUGCGCCGGUGCUCCACCUGCAGUUGGCGCCAGCGCUGCCCAAGCCCACCGCCCCGCACGCGGCGCUGCCCACCCGCCUCGUGUGCGCCUGUGCCGACGGCUCAGUGUACCUGGUGUCGGUCACUGGCGGACACACCGUGAGCGCGCUUCUGCUGGAGCCCGAGGACUGCGCGGCCGCCGUGGCCUACUGCCUGCCUCGUGAGGCGCUGUGGGUGCUGACACGCGCCGGACACCUGCUGUGUGCCAAUGCAGCACGCUCCCCAAUGCGGGUGCUGCACCGCCUGUGCCCACCGCCGCCGCCCACGCCCCAGCCCUGCUGCCUGCACCUCUACAGCCACCUCACGGACCCCACCAGCGCGUUCACUAACUGGGAGAUAGUGUGCCAGUACAAGGGCGAGCUGUGCCGCAGCGAUGUGGCCUGGGCCUGGAAGGACAAGAACCGGUACCUGCCCGUGGUGGGGCACACUGAUGGCACCUUGUCCGUACUCGAGUUGCGCUCCUCCAAGACGGUCUUCCGAACGGAGGCACACAGCCCGGGCCCUGUCACUGCCAUCGCGUCCACCUGGAACAGCAUCGUGUCCUCUGGGGGAGACCUGACUGUGAAGAUGUGGCGCGUCUUCCCCUACGCCGAGGAGAGCCUGAGCCCCCUGCGCACCUUCUGCUGCUGCCACCCGGCAGUGGUGCUCUGCGCCCUUGGCAAGCGCGUCACGGUGGGCUUCGAGGACCUGAACAGCGCCACCUAUGGCCUGGUGCAGUUUGGCCUGGGCAGCAGCCCUCGCUAUGAUCACCGGCCCCAGGAUGACCCCACGGACCGCAUCACCGGCCUGUGCUGCUGUCCCACGCUCAAGCUGUAUGCCUGUUCCAGCCUGGACUGCACCAUCCGCAUCUGGACAGCGGAGAACAAGCUGCUGCGGCUCCUACAUCUGAACGGUGCCCCUCAGGCCCUAACCUUCUGCAGCAACAAUGGGGACCUUGUCCUGGCACUGGGCUCCCGCCUCUGCCUGGUGGACCACAGACUCUACCUGCCCACAUCUUACCUACUUAAGAAGCUGUGCCAAGAGGACCCUGAUGGGGUGAAUGAUCCUCCACUGCCGCUGACCAGCCAGGAGUCACUGACUGCAGCCCAGCUACAGAGGCUUGCCAACCUGCGUGGGGUGGCCAGCCUCAGGUCUGCUGAGAUGCCAUCCGUGUCCCACAUGCCCCUCCCUGUCUGCAGCACAGCCUUGUGUUUCAUCCAUCGCCGGACAACAGCUCCUCAGCAGCCAGUGUUGGAGGAGGACUUGGAAGUCCUGGUUGCCCGGAACCAAGACCUUCAGCAAUUGAGACUGGGGCUGGAGAACCCAGCAGCCCGGCCCCAGCUGACUUGGCAGCAGCGCCAGCAGGCCUUUGAUAACUAUCUACAUCUGAUCUACGGCCCAGGCAUGCUGGUGAGCAUGGGGCCUCCCCGGACCUCGCUGUGCCCUGGGCCUCUGACCUGCCUGUGUGCCCCGUCCACCCCCCAGGGUCUGGAUUCUGAAGCAGAGCCCCAGCAGCAGUGGGGCACGGUGGCCCUCACAGUGGAGAAAGAGACCUGGGACCGAAGUGCCCAGCCCAGAGAUGGCCCUGCUCUCAGGGGCACUGAAGCCCCACCACUGCAGGACGUGGGGACCCUGGGCAGGCGCUUUGCCCGCCUGCCCCGAGUCCCCUUGCCUCUCCCACCCACCUACCGGAGGGUGCACAGCAGAGCAUCCCAGCUACUGGCCCGCUCCUCCCUGAGCUGCGAGCUGGGCCUUGGUCUGGACCUGCAGCUGCAGUGGGACCGGCUCAGCGAGAAGCCUCUGGCCUGGGAUCUACCAUCUCCCGACCUGGGGCAGAGCAGGACCUCCCUGCUGCUGCAGAGGCGGCCCCAAGAGCUUCUCUCCAACCUCAGUGGCUUCUUCCCUGCCACCAUCCAUCCUUACAAGUACUGGCGGUGGCCCAUCCGCUUCCCGGGCUGCGUGCCCAACUCGGUGGUGCUGCAGCAGAUGUGGCCACCUGAGGAGGUCAGCGGCCUCGGAGCCCUCCGUGGGUUCUCAGGCAGCCGCGAGAGCAAGCAGCGUGGGGACCAGGAGGACCUGUGGCUGUUGCGGGGCAUCGGGCGGCGCCACACCAAGAAGCAGCAGAAGCUGAUCCAGUGGCUGAGGGACGAGGAGGACGAGGACGAGGAGGAGCUCGAACUGGACUGGGGCUCGGAGUCCCCGAGUUCCCCGCACAGGCUGCCCUCUGACCCACUGCUGGUGCCCAUGAGGCUGCCGGCACAGAGUGCCAAGGACCCUAUCCUGAGCCUCAAGGGCACCCAUGAGGACACCGCCAGGACUGAGACCUACCUUCACCACCCCCAGUUCCACCACGCACAGUUGCUCUGGGAGCAGCGCUAUGGGCAUCUGCCGAAGUUCCUGCAGUUCUUCGUUGAGCAAAACUGGUUUAAAAAGCUCUUCCCCAUCUUCACCCUGCAGGCCUACCCCAAGAUGGGCACGGUGGAGGGCCUGGCCUCGGCGUUCAUGGACCUGCUAGAGGAGGCCUCCUGGGCCGACCGCGUGCAUGUACUGCGCGCGCUGCUGCGGCUGCUGCCGGACCUCAGCAGGGAGUUCUGUAGCCGGCUGCAGGGCACUCUCCUGCACUUGCUCAACCUGGAGCAGCCCCCCAGCCUGCAGGACCCGGUCCAGAAGCAGUUUGUGAUGCUGGCGCUGCAGCUGCUCCUGGCGUGCUCCCUGGAGUCCCGCGAGGUGGUGCUGGAGCUGAUGUCCUACUUCCUCUACUCGCCAGCCCCCUGCCGGCCGGAGCUCAGGAAACUGCUGGACGGACUCGGCCUUCAGGACCCGCAGGGCUUCCUGUUCAAGGAAAUGAUGACCUGGGUCCAGGGCCCGGACCCCGAGUCCAAGGCCACACUGCGCAGGCGCUGCUGCCAGAAGCUGGAGGAAAUGAUACAGCAGCUGCAGAAGGAGACCUUGCAGCUGUCUGUAGCCAAGUUGUCAGAGGUGCUGCCCAAGGUCUCAGAGACCUCAGGACUUCACCCCCCUUCUAAAGAGGCCCUGUCGCAGAUCUCGAUGCUCUCUGGGGCAGCUGGUCACGUCUCUGUGACAUCCUCCAACAUCUCCCAGACACCCUCUCUGGUGGUCUCACCGGGGGUAUCAGACUUGACCACCCUGGAGCCCCAAGCCCACCAGACACUGGCACAGCUGCACUUUGCGCGGACCCAGCGUGCGCUGUCGGAGACCCUGAUGCGCUUCUGCCUCCAGCCUGAGGUCUUGCGGUCCUCUGCACCUGCCAUACUGCCCCAUGAGAUGCCGCCGCGUGAGAUGCCACCCCAUGAGAUGCUGCCCCUGGCGCAGAUGGUCUGGUCACAGUCCAAAAUGCUGGACCUGGGGCCCAUUGAUGCACUCAACUUCUUUUGUGAGCAGCAGCGCAUUCGGCAGCAGGGGCCCCUGCCCGAGGAGCCCUACAGCCCACCCCCAGGCCCUGCCCCGCCCCCGCAGGUCUGUGGCAUGGUGGUUCCACAGUCCCUGGAUCCCCGGCACGACCGUAUCCUCCGGCUUCAGGAGGCCAGGGUCCAGAGGCCUCCCAUGAGACUGAGGGGCCGAAUGCUGUCCCGGCUCUGGGUGGACCGCUCCCUGGACGGCACCAUCCGCAUACUGAAGCUGCCACUGCCUCGGGUGGAACUGCAGCCUUUCCCCCCAAACUGGCCCAGGUCUGCCCGUCCGCUGCCCCCUCGGCUCCUGCAGCCUGCCCUGCAGCGCUACUUUCUGCCAGAUGACACCGACCCUGACAGCUACCGCUGACCCAGCGAGUGGCCUUGGCCUGGCCCUGCCUCCCCCUUCCCUCUAGCGUGGAGUCAAGACACAGCUCUCCAGCUGGAUGUUUGCCCCAGCUAAGGCUCAGGGCUGGAAUAAAGUCCAGAGGCCACA
This is a messenger RNA of Budorcas taxicolor (takin), 5250 nucleotides long. RefSeq names its product WD repeat domain 97 (gene WDR97). The record is from RefSeq and is a predicted model, not a curated record. The transcript is spliced from 23 exons. Bases 52 to 5124 code for a protein of 1690 amino acids. NCBI's taxonomy places the organism in Eukaryota, Metazoa, Chordata, Mammalia, Artiodactyla, Bovidae. Gene Ontology annotation, molecular function: protein binding.